AUGUCAGCUCGCUCAGUAUUCGCUGGUCGGAUGAACCCGACCACAAUGAACGCGCUCAUCAGCCCCCGCUCGCUCCAACCCAGCUCGCAAAUGGCAUCCAAGCUGCUCGUCCGAUCUCAAUCAACGGCCACUCGCCCAUCGACACAGCUAGCCCCCCGGCCUCAGGUUGUCCCUGGUGCGUCAUCGUUCGUGCGCCCGGCCGGUCUACGCAUGCAAUCGACCUCUGCGGCCAAGGAGAAUGUGAAACUCGACUGGGACUCGUUCUUCAAGCUCCGCGCUUCCCGCCGCCGGUACUCUCUCGCGUCGUCAAUCGCGACUUCGCUCGCCUCGACAACCGCCGGCGUGCAAAUCCUAUCUGGGCAGGAUCUGGAGUCACUCGGUGCUCAAGUCAUGGGCCUGGACCCCUUUGUGGUCCUCGGUAUGGCCACGGCCGCUUGUGGUGCUGUUGGCUGGCUCGCUGGCCCGAUGGUUGGAAAUGGCAUCUGGGGAUUGGUUUACCGUCGAUUCAAGCCCUCCGUAGCGAUUAAAGAGAAGGAAUUCUUCGACCGUAUCCGCCAAUACCGCGUCGAUCCCUCCACAAACUCGAUCUCCAACCCGGUUCCAGACUACUAUGGCGAGAAGAUCGGCAGCGUCAAGGGAUACCGAGCGUGGCUGAAGGAUCAGCGGGCUUACAACCGCAAGCGCCGCAACUUCAUCGCCUAA
Molecule: messenger RNA, 702 nt
Organism: Penicillium cosmopolitanum
Lineage: Eukaryota; Fungi; Ascomycota; Eurotiomycetes; Eurotiales; Aspergillaceae
Product: presequence translocated-associated motor subunit PAM17
Exons: 2
Coding region: 1-702 (233 amino acids)
Biological process (GO): protein import into mitochondrial matrix
Cellular component (GO): PAM complex, Tim23 associated import motor
Source: RefSeq, a predicted model, not a curated record